This is a messenger RNA of Acanthoscelides obtectus, 906 nucleotides long. The record is from the annotation of a GenBank genome assembly. Lineage: Eukaryota; Metazoa; Arthropoda; Insecta; Coleoptera; Chrysomelidae.
AUGGCCGGCAAUCCCGGUGAAAUUCGCAGUGCAGUUUUGGGGAGGCGAGCUUCCAACACUGAGAAUUGGAGCACGGUUGAAGUAUCUAGAAACGGCGGGAACUGGGCAAGAUCGACGUUGCGAAAUGACACGAAGCGCUCGGAGAUAGCCGAGGGUCAAACCAGCGACUACCAAAACCUAGAAACUCCGCGUCUUCAUGGGAGAGACAAGGAACUAGCAGAAAUGAUUUCUGAUAUAAAAGCGUUUAUCAAAAAGCUUGUGUUUUGGGAACAAAGCUUUAUCGAUGGCGAUACGAGGCAUUUUCCUGUUCUUUUAGAAAAGAUAUCCCAAAGUCCAUCAGAACCAUGUGACAGUAAAUAUCAUGUAGAAAUAGUCUCUGACUUGAAGGAUAACUUCAAAAAUCGUUUCAAGGAUUUCAACGAGAUUGCUAUAGCGGCGCAAUUGGUUGUUUCAACCCUUCAUGGAAAAUGCAACUUCUGUUACGCAGAAUUUCAGCGAAGACAUCGCUGCGACAGAAAUGGAAUGAUGAAUGAGAGACCAAUCAGAAGCAACACUUUCAGGCUGAUGACCAAAAUAGCGAAUAUGACGAAAAGGAAGAAGUUGGGAAAGUUCAAGUUAUUAGAGGAAGUGUGGCAAACAGAGAAAAAAAUCUGGAAACAUAAAUUGCAGGAAAUCUUCAUCGUAAAAAGCAUAUGCAAAAAAAUGUUUUUGGGCGCCAUUUCUGAAAUACUAGCUAACAGAGUGAACAUUCUAAACAAGCACAUCAUCGAAAUUUAUGAAGAUGUCAACUUUCCAAAAAUUCCCCGUAACCUUCCAGAAAUCCUUUUUAAGCAAAAACUCAAUAGAAGAUUUUAUGUUAAAGACUACUCAGCAAAUAACUUUCAAGGUAAUACUGAGAAAUUAUGA